AAAAUGGUGGUCUGCGAGUCGAAGUGUUGCGGCGGCGCUUGCAGCAAGAAUCGGGAGGAGCAGGAGACAGCAAGGAUAGGCCCAGGAGCAAUGGCGUCCAAAGAGGAACAAGCAGUAAAAAACCACAGCAUGGAAGAUGCCAACCAGGAGAAUGAAAAAAAAGAUGGAAAGGAUCAAGAUGCUAAUAAAAGAGAACCUAUGGCCCUCCUUUCGGGUGCUAGUGAAUAUUACUUACCUAGAGGAAAUCGUAGGCGGUUCCGUGUUAGGCAGCCCAUCCUGCAUUAUAGAUGGGACGUGACUCAGAGGCUUGGCGAGCCACAGGCAAGGAUGAGAGAAGAGAAUAUGGAAAGGAUUGGGGAGGAGGUGAGGCAGCUGAUGGAAAAGCUGAGGGAAAAGCAGUUGAGUCAUAGUCUUCGGGCAGUUAGCACUGACCCCCCUUACCAUGAGCAUCAUGAUGAGUUUUGCCUUAUGCCUUGAAUCCUGAUGUUUUCCCUGAAGUUAAGAGACACUUACUUCCUCAACUUAGAUGUUCUUGAGUUUCCUUUGUUGUAAACGUUUUGGUGUUAAACUUGUUUCUUGCGCGUUUCCUAUUACCAGAUUCUAAUUAAAUGUGUUUUUGACCCAAUCUGUAAUUUUCUGUCAGCAGGAAGGUUUUAACUGUUGC
Molecule: messenger RNA, 664 nt
Organism: Budorcas taxicolor (takin)
Lineage: Eukaryota; Metazoa; Chordata; Mammalia; Artiodactyla; Bovidae
Gene: BEX2
Product: brain expressed X-linked 2
Biological process (GO): signal transduction
Cellular component (GO): nucleus; cytoplasm
Molecular function (GO): signaling receptor binding
Source: RefSeq, a predicted model, not a curated record